Messenger RNA from Harmonia axyridis, 1644 nucleotides. RefSeq names its product zinc finger Y-chromosomal protein 1-like. The transcript has 2 exons. The record is from RefSeq and is a predicted model, not a curated record. The coding region runs from base 95 to 1507 and encodes 470 amino acids. NCBI's taxonomy places the organism in Eukaryota, Metazoa, Arthropoda, Insecta, Coleoptera, Coccinellidae. Gene Ontology annotation, cellular component: nucleus. Gene Ontology annotation, biological process: regulation of transcription by RNA polymerase II. Gene Ontology annotation, molecular function: DNA-binding transcription factor activity, RNA polymerase II-specific; RNA polymerase II transcription regulatory region sequence-specific DNA binding.
AAGUUGUCAAAUUAAAUUAUGUAUAUUUACGUUUUUAUAUUUUAUUUUUUUUUCUUGACCCUACUAGGCAUCUGUGAUAUCUAUAUUAAUAAAUAUGGAAAUUCCAUAUGAGAGAGUUGAUAUGGUUCAUUUAAGUCCUGAAGAUGAACUGGUAUGGAAUGGCAAAGAAAUUACAAGAAUAGACACAUCCCAUAUAAACCCUGAAAAUGAUCUAAUUCAACCUGAAUUGGGAGCAAGACAGAGUUACUUUCAUUAUCCAAACCAUCCUGUUCUGGAUGAUAGAGAAAUCUUCUAUGAAAUAGAAGUAGAUAAUGACGUAAAAGAUCCCUUCGCAGAAAUAAAUACAUUUGAUGAAGAAGAUAAUUACGAAACUGACAGUACUGAAGAGAUUUUAGGCUUGAAACAAUCCUCUAUCUAUUUACCGAUUACAGAUACAUCUCCAGAUGAAAAUUCUUCUAUAUUCCAUAUUCCUAUUGGUUCAUCUAUGGUAGAAGAUGAAAUUUUUGGCUUGGAAGAAUCCUCUUUAGAUUUACCCAGUACAGAUCAAUUCCUGAGAGAAAAGUGCCCAAUCGAUUCAUUCAUUGAGAAUAUAUCUUCAAAAGAACCAAAACCUUCCAUAAGAAAAAAAUCCACAUCGAAAAAAGUUCGUCAAAAGUUGAAAUGUCACAUCUGUGAUUACACAACUUUUCAUAAGCACUACCUAGAAUUUCACAUAGACGGAAUUCAUUUGAACCGAAAAAAAUACAAGUGCAAGGAGUGUGAGUAUGCAACAAACAACAAAUACCUGGUGCAAACUCACUUGAAUACAGUCCACAAGAAGGUCAGGGAUCACAAAUGUCCAUAUUGCGAUUAUGCUUCGAGCCGCAAAAAUCGUCUCGAGUCUCACAUCAAAGGGACACAUAAGAAUAUGAAAGAACACUGUGACAAAUGUGCCUUUGCCACGACCACCAAGUCCAACCUUAGAAUACACAUAGAAUCUGUCCACAUGAAGAUCAAGAAUUUUCGUUGUCACAUCUGCAAUUAUGCUGCAAAUCAAAAAUGCAUUCUCAAGAAUCACAUCGAUGUUAUGCAUCUAAAACUGAAAAAAUUCAAGUGUCAGUUAUGUGAUUAUGCUGCACAUCGAAGCCACGUCUUGAAGAACCAUGUAACUGAAGUUCAUGUAGAAUCUAAGGAGCACGAGUGUAAGUUAUGUGAUUAUAUCACCCUGUGCAAAUCGGAACUGAAAACGCAUAUGGACAAAGUGCAUAGAGAUCUUAAGAGUCACCUAUGUCCAUCUUGUGACUAUGGGAGCAAUGUUAAGAGUAAUCUUAGAAGACAUAUAAAGAAUAAGCACGAAAAUAAGGAUUUUAAAGAAAAAUCCAAAGACAGAGACAACAGUAACUUCAUUAAAGUAGAAGAAACUAAACAGGAAGAAGAGGGAGCAGGUUCAUUUGAAGAGGAGAUGGAACUUGAGUCAUCUUGCGAAAGCAGGGAUAUUGAUACCUCAAACGAGGAACGAUCAAUCUAAAAAAAAAGGAAUUAUUGUGAUAAAAAGGCCAAGAAUUUAAGAUGUUAUAAAAAAUAGUAUAUUUAUAGAAAGUUAAAAGAAGAAAGUUAUUCUAUAUAUUAUAUAUUAUGUUGUUUUUAAAUAAACUAUUCAAUUUU